This is a messenger RNA of Adineta steineri, 345 nucleotides long. Lineage: Eukaryota; Metazoa; Rotifera; Eurotatoria; Adinetida; Adinetidae. The record is from the annotation of a GenBank genome assembly.
AUGCCGACAUUCAAAAAUACAGAAAAUCAUGAAUUAGCACCAAGAAUGUAUCGUGAAGAAGAGCAACAUUCAAAAAUUUCUAUUCAACAAUCACAACCUAUUCCAAUAGUAGCACCAUCUGGUAAACAACCUAUGCCUUGUAUGUGUCCUUAUUGUCAUCAUUCAAUUGUUUCACGUGUUGAAAAAUCAAAUGGUUUAGUUGUAUGGCUUGCUUCAGCUGGAAUAUGUCUUUUAGGAUGUGCAGUUGGUUGUUGUCUUAUUCCAUUUUUUAUUGAUGAUCUCAAAGAUACAACUCAUUACUGUCCUAAUUGUAAUAGAGUUAUUGGACGCGAUAAAAAAUUAUAA